This is a messenger RNA of Haliotis rufescens (red abalone), 838 nucleotides long. RefSeq lists its product as uncharacterized. The transcript has 4 exons. Bases 38 to 694 code for a protein of 218 amino acids. The record is from RefSeq and is a predicted model, not a curated record. Lineage: Eukaryota; Metazoa; Mollusca; Gastropoda; Lepetellida; Haliotidae.
ACACUCUGGGGCCUGGUCCCGACGUCGCCGGCUAACUAUGGAGCCUGGUAUAGUCGCAGCGGUUCUGCUAGCAGGUCUGGUUCAUGUGUGUCAAGGUCACUGUGCGUACAAGUUCUUGCUGCUAGAGGAGAGGUACGGCUUCACAGAUGCCCAGGUGAGAUGUCAGCACCUGGGCUACACAGACCUGGCCAUACUGGAUUCCCACACCCUGAUUCAGAAGGCUGUCCGAUACACGAGUUCCAGGAACUCGGCUGGAACUCACGUGUGGAUUGGGAUCAAGUACACUCAAGGUCACUUCUCCUAUGUCAAUCGGACCAGUCGCGUGUUGGGGAACUGGGGGAGAGGGGAACCAGACUCCAUUAAGAAAUGCGUGCGCAUGAUGCCUGAUACGAGCUAUUUGUGGGCAUCUUAUUUCUGCAGAGAGAAAUUCUUUGCACUCUGUGGAAAGGAAGUGCGUCGUGAAACAGCAGCUAGAUUCAUCCUGCACGCAGUUGACGUGGACACAACUGACCAAUCAAUGAAGCCACCAGUGGAUGUCCAGUCAGUGGAGGAAUGCUCGACCCUGUGUCUCGAGGCGUGCCCAGAAUGCACCUACUUCAUCCAUGUGAACGUCACAUGCACGCUGUUCGAUGACGUCACACUGUCCACUCACAGACCUGGAGCCAGAGUCUUCUACAAGACAUACAGUGAAUAAAAGCAUCCUGCAGCCACGCUAUAUCGGCUAUUAUCAACGUGUUUCUCAAGUGCGUAAAAUCACUCGUUAAGGGCGACUGGAGCUGCUGGAGGUGGAAUUUGUCUCCUUCUUGUAACUCAUUUCCUCAAUCAGUUUUAACAUGGG